Messenger RNA from Cloeon dipterum, 2213 nucleotides. RefSeq names its product cytochrome P450 307a1-like. The transcript has 3 exons. Bases 193 to 1719 code for a protein of 508 amino acids. Gene Ontology annotation, molecular function: heme binding; iron ion binding; oxidoreductase activity, acting on paired donors, with incorporation or reduction of molecular oxygen. NCBI's taxonomy places the organism in Eukaryota, Metazoa, Arthropoda, Insecta, Ephemeroptera, Baetidae. The record is from RefSeq and is a predicted model, not a curated record.
CGAUCGAGUUUCCACAGCAGACAGUUUCAUGGAAAAACAUUUGUGCGAGACGCGCUGCUCAGUCAGCGUGUGUAUAGAGUGGGGCAAGCGCGCGGCUCGGGAAAAUUUGCAUACCACUAUAAAAGAACGUGGAGAUGUUGCUGCAUUAUCCACUCACUCAAUCCCCAACCCACAGAAACAACCACUUGCAAAAUGAUCCAGCUAAGCAUUGUUUCCUACGCCCUCCUGUCCGCCUUGGCCGUCCUGGUGGCCGCCUUGGCCGUCGACGUCUACCGACGCAGGCGAAUGCAGGCAAAGCAGGCGUUGAUUGGGCACGAAGAACUGCCGGCCGCCCCCGGACCCCGCUCGUGGCCCCUGAUCGGCUCCCUGCACCUCCUCGGGGGCUACGAGGUGCCCUACGCAGCCUUCACAGACUUGGCAAAGAAGUACGGCCCCAUCAUCAGCAUGAACUUGGGCAGCCAGAAGUGUCUGGUCGUCAACGGGCUCAAUAACAUCAAGGACGUUCUGGUCACGAAAGGAGCUCACUUUGACGGCAGGCCCAAUUUCGCCAGAUUCCAUCAGCUCUUCUGCGGUGACAAGGAAAAUUCAUUGGCUUUCUGCGACUGGUCCGAUCUGCAGAAGGUGCGCCGGGAGAUGCUGCGCGCCCACACCUUCCCCCCGACUUUCUCAUCCCGGUUCUCCCAGCUUGACAUCUUUGUCGCUGACGAAAUGCGCGAUCUGACCUCCCGCUUGGACGCAACCAACGGUGACUUCACCCCGAUUAAGCCCGAGCUCAUGCACGCGUGUGCCAACAUCUUCACCGCUUACUUCUGCUCCAAGCGCUUUGACCGCCACGACGCUGCCUUCAACCGCACCAUCGACAACUUCGACUCCAUCUUCUACGAGGUGAAUCAGGGCUGCGCUGCCGACUUUCUGCCCUGGCUGCUGCCCUUCCACAGCAAGCAGAUGGCGCAGAUGAAGAACUGGAGCCACGAAAUUAGGGAGUUCAUGGAGAAUUUCAUCAUCAAUGACCGUCUGGCUAGAAGGAGGCAGGGUCUGGUCGCUCAGGACGAGUCCACCGACUACGUUGAAGCCCUUCUGGAGCACGUGGAGGAUCAGCAGACGGAAAAGCUGCUCACCUUCGACUCUGCCUUGUUCGCCCUGGAGGACAUCGUUGGAGGGCAUUCUGCCGUGGCCAACCUCUUGGUUAAGGCGCUCGGCUUCGUGGCUUCCCGACCUGAAGUCCAAGAGCGAGUCAAAAUUGAGGCUGACUUGGCUACAGGCAACGGAGCCCGACCCCUGACCCUGCAAGAUCGAGUCACCAUGCCAUACACCGAUGCAGUCAUCCUCGAAGCAAUCAGGAUGAUCUCCUCUCCAAUUGUGCCACACGUUUCCAAUCAAGAUAGCUCCAUUGCAGGAUACAAAGUGGAGAAAGACACUCUGAUUUUCCUGAACAACCACGAACUGAACAUGAGCGACAAAUUGUGGGAGGAGCCCUUGAAAUUCAAGCCGGAAAGAUUCCUCUCGACAGGCCGCCUGAUGAAGCCCGAGCAUUUCCUGCCCUUUGGAGUGGGAAGGCGUUCGUGCAUGGGCUAUAAAAUGGUCCAGUUCCUGGCAUUCGCUAUCGUCGGCACCCUUCUGCAGAGGUACAGCCUGGAGCCUGAGCAAGAAUACAAAGUGCCCGUUGGAGAUCUGGCCUUGCCCAAAGACACUUUCAAAUUCAAGUUCAUCGCACACUAAGCAGAAAAAUUUAUAUCAUCCAAACAUAAUCGUAAAAUAUUGUGAUAUUUAAAUCUGGAAAAUCAGAGGCCCUACUCAAUUAUUUAUUGACUGUUCUUGUGGGCAAGCUUAUCAGACUGCUACUGUUUGCACAUACUGCAUGUAUAUUAUUUAUUUCUUGACAAGCGUUACUGCUUUAAAGUACUGAACAUGGUCUCACUAUAUAUGUAUUUUGAUAGCCAAAGAGCCAGAGCGAAUCUUAACCUUAUCGCUCUGGAGGCAAAUAAUUAUAGUUAGUUCAAAUGAUGUAACUCGUGUAGAAUAUUUCAUUAUUUCUUGAAAUUAGUUUCGCACAGUUUGUAAAAAUCUUAUAAAUGAUUUAACCACGCUAACACACAAAGCUGUAGGUAGUCAAUCUGUUGAGUAUAAUGUUGAUUAUACUUUUAUAUAAUACAUAUUAUAUAUUUUACCAAAGAAACGAAAUAUUGAAAUAAAGGCAAGUUACAUAGAACAUA